This is a messenger RNA of Podarcis raffonei (Aeolian wall lizard), 954 nucleotides long. RefSeq names its product homeobox protein Nkx-2.4-like. Gene Ontology annotation, molecular function: RNA polymerase II cis-regulatory region sequence-specific DNA binding; DNA-binding transcription factor activity, RNA polymerase II-specific. Gene Ontology annotation, biological process: cell differentiation; regulation of transcription by RNA polymerase II. Gene Ontology annotation, cellular component: nucleus. The record is from RefSeq and is a predicted model, not a curated record. The coding region runs from base 129 to 932 and encodes 267 amino acids. The transcript has 2 exons. Lineage: Eukaryota; Metazoa; Chordata; Lepidosauria; Squamata; Lacertidae.
AUCACUGCUGCAGAGUCCGUCUGGAAGAGGGGUGGGAAAGAAUAGCAGGUCAAAGAGUGUGUUUGGGGGGGUACCUCAGCAUCCAGCUCUAAAUCCUCCAUCUUUUGGGGGGGGAAUAAUCCGUCCACAUGGAGGACCUCAAAACGUUUGCUGCUGAGGCACUGGAAGAUUUUGCCCAGUUUAUGCCUGGCACCCACCAGCCUCCUUUGGGGGGCUCCAGGUUCUCCAUCGGCAACUGCCUGCCUCCGAACUCCAUGCUGGGAUGCUACCCAGGGGCAUUCCCAGGCCCAGCAGAGCUGCCUGCCUACCCCCAGGAGAACUUCAGGAACGGGGUGGCCCACGCAGAGUGGUACGCCUCUGGCACCGCGGACGGACCCUACCCUUCAUUCCCCAGGUAUGUGGGGACAUCGGGAUUCAGCGUAGCCGGAGCCGACUGCCUGGGCUACAUUGGCGAGGUGAUCAAGCCUCCCUCGUUCUUCACCGGGAACCCGUCCAAAAGGAAGCGCCGGGUGCUGUUCACCCGGGCCCAGGUUCACGAGCUGGAGAAGAGGUUCGAGCUGCAGAGGUACCUGACAGCCCCGGAACGUGAGCACUUAGCCACCAUCACCCGCCUCACCCCCAACCAGGUGAAGAUCUGGUUCCAGAACCACCGGUACAAGAUGAAGAAGCAAGGCAAGCAACAGGACCCCAAGGCUGACCCGGGGCAGGAAGCACACCGAACCUGCGACAACGGUGUGGUUCCACCACACCCAGGGGGUUACGGUUUUGCCGGGUCUCUGAUGGAGGAGAAGUCCUUGUUAGGGUCUCCUUAUCCCUUCCCCGGACUCGCACCCAGCACCCAGAGCUUAUCCGCCAGCCCCAGUUCCAGUGCCGACUCUCAGCCCGGCACAAAGGCUGCCGAAAGCAGGCUUGCAUUCGGCAAGCCCUGGUAGCUGAUGGAAGGGGAGCGAGAUU